AUGGCCAUCGGUAACGGAUAUCUGAGCGAAUAUCUACAAGACAAUUCAGAAAUAGCCCUACAAUACGGUCACGGAUUUAAUGGAGUCGAACCUGAUGCGUACAACGUCUAUCAGGACUGUUACUUGACGCCGAUUAGUCCAUUUGGCAGAGCUUCUCAAAAAAUAGCUGGAAGACGAAGAGCUGUCCUACAACGGCGCCGGACGGCCCUCGCGGGGCUCACGGCCUCAGCUCAGCAGCCUCUUUUCAACAACAAUGGCGACAAUUCCUGGUACGGGUCCACAGAUGCAUUCCACGGGUUCGCAUGUUUCAAUGAUGAUAACAUGCAGACAUAUUUGAAUCGCCCUGAUGUUAUGACAGCACUUCAUGCGAAAUUGGUUCAUCGUAGUCAAGUGGACGGAUUGCAGGUGAUUGCCGUGUAA
Messenger RNA from Cooperia oncophora, 420 nucleotides. Lineage: Eukaryota; Metazoa; Nematoda; Chromadorea; Rhabditida; Trichostrongylidae. The record is from the annotation of a GenBank genome assembly.